UCCUGCCGCGAUCCUCUCCCUCUCCUCGCCAUCUCCUGCCGCGAGCCCUAGCAGAGGUCGGCGCGAGCCAUCUCCUGCACCUAAACCUUAGGUGGGAAAAGGUUUAAACAGGCAGAGCCCAGUCAACACAAGGAAGGAUGGGGUGGAAGGCAGCUGAGAAGUUAUUCAGGCACUGGAAGAUCCUCAGAGGCGACAACGUCAUGAUCAUAAGAGGCAAGGAUAAGGGUGAGACAGGUAUCAUCAAACGUGUCAUUAGAUCUCAGAACAGAGUCAUUGUUGAAGGGAAAAAUUUGGUGAAGAAACACAUCAAACAAGGGCAAGGACAUGAGGGUGGAAUCUUUUCAAUUGAAGCCCCCCUUCAUGUUUCCAAUGUCCAGGUUCUUGACCCAGUUACUGGGAAGCCAUGUAAGACCGGGUAUAAAUAUCUGGAAGACAGAACUAAAGUACGGGUCUCUAGAGGACUUGCUGCAUCUGGAGCUGUAAUUCCUCGUCCUGAAAUACUAAAAGAAAGGCGAAAACCAAGACCUAGCUUUGUUGGUCCCAAGGAUACACCAGUUGAACUAGUACUCGAAAAGACAUACGAUGCUAAAGCUGGAAUUGGCAUGCCUGAUCUCUAGAAGUCCUCGAUAAGGGAAAAUCAUUCUCUCAUCUGCAUUAUCAUCGAGGAAGUUCAGAUCGUGCUUAAUUUGGCGACAUAUGUUUCUUGUUCAAAUAUGCACCAUGACUUUGAUUUGUUUAGGUUCAACUCUUGCAUGAUAAAUGUCAACGCUAUUACUUAAUUUUGCUAGCACAGCUGUGCUGUUAGAAUUUCACGACUAAGUGAUGCCUAUUGAAACACUUUCAAGUGUAAACUGAAAUCGUGUUGCAUUACUUGUUCUCGAUGAACA
Messenger RNA from Zingiber officinale, 887 nucleotides. RefSeq names its product 50S ribosomal protein L24-like. Bases 138 to 617 code for a protein of 159 amino acids. Lineage: Eukaryota; Viridiplantae; Streptophyta; Magnoliopsida; Zingiberales; Zingiberaceae. The record is from RefSeq and is a predicted model, not a curated record. Gene Ontology annotation, molecular function: RNA binding; structural constituent of ribosome. Gene Ontology annotation, biological process: translation. Gene Ontology annotation, cellular component: ribosome; mitochondrion. The transcript is spliced from 5 exons.